Messenger RNA from Neoarius graeffei (lesser salmon catfish), 8067 nucleotides. It is a transcript of the gene vgll4a, whose product is annotated as vestigial-like family member 4a. Gene Ontology annotation, molecular function: transcription coactivator binding. Bases 564 to 1367 code for a protein of 267 amino acids. NCBI's taxonomy places the organism in Eukaryota, Metazoa, Chordata, Actinopteri, Siluriformes, Ariidae. Gene Ontology annotation, biological process: negative regulation of DNA-templated transcription. The record is from RefSeq and is a predicted model, not a curated record. The transcript has 5 exons.
CACUGGGCUAAUUUGCUAAGAUCUUUUGCUAGCUAGCUGGCUAACCCGCUUUGUUAAAGAAAUAACGGUUUAGGAUUUUAAAUGAUCAGAUUAUAAUUGCAUAAAAGUGGUUUGCUUGUUUAGUUUCCAAAUAUAAACCUGUUUAUCCGUCGAAUUUAAUUCAAAUAUUAGUGUUUCGUGUAACUUUUUGGGAUAGCUAGCAAAACUAGCCUCAUCGCCAGUUCCACUUUGAACGAAGCCGCUAGCUAGUUAGCAGAUUAGCUUCUGAGGUAAACUAGCCCUGUCCUGUGUGCAUGCUAGCUGUCUGACAGAAAGACUCUGCAGCUUCGUUGCUGCAGUUUUAACGUUUAAAUCUUUGCUAAUUAUAUUAUUUAGUGACUACAUUUACUGCUUAAGUCUACUGCAAAUUAGUCAGUCGUGUAAUUAAGACCGAGAUCAGGUUUUCUGGCUUUAGGAAAAGAAAAGGACUCAAAGUUGAUAGAGUUAGAUCCCUUUCUUUUUUUUUCUCGUUAAGGCUAAGCUAGCUAGCUACGACUGGGCUAGCUAGCUAGCUUUUAAGCUAAAUGGUUCUUCCGAGAAUGGACCUUUUGAGCCACCAAUUUAUGGAUAAAAUGAACAACAACAUCGGAAGACUUCACUACGAUUCUUAUGAUGAUGAUUCCGGGGACUCCAGGAUGCACACACUGUCCUCCUCCACAGGGAACAGCAGGACAGGGACACCCAUCAGCCCCGUUAAAAGGAAGUUUGAGGAUGUAGAAGUGGGGAGCGGACAGGAGUACGAAAACGAACAGAUGGCCAAGAUGAGCUGCCUGCUCUCCUCUCACCUGGGGAAUCCAGCAGAUGGAGACACCAGGCCGGAACCUUGGACUCACUGUCACAACCCGUUUGAACACGCUUCCUCCGCCAUCAGUGGGCUCCAUGCUGGCCGUCUGUAUUCCCCGUUCCACUUCUACGCCAUGGAGCAGCCACUGGCUCUGACCAAAAACAGCACGGACGUGACCAGGUCCACUUUUCUCCCGUCGCUCGGCUCGACAGAGCGACAGCAGAACCGUCCGUCGGUGAUCACCUGUGCUCCAGCGAGUAACCGCACGUGCAGCCUCUCGAACUGUCACAUGUCCCCGAACGGCUUCUCCUCCGCUGCAAAUAACGUCAAGAGCAAAGCUAACGCCAACGCUGUGUGUGAUCCCGUGAUCGAGGAACAUUUCCGCCGCAGUCUGGGGAACAUCUACAGAGAGCCAGAGGUGGCGUCUAACUCCGUGUCCAUCACCGGGUCAGUGGAUGAUCACUUUGCCCAGGCGCUGGGAGACACCUGGUUACAGAUCAAAGCCAAGGGCAGCGGCUCUGGGAGUCCCGAGUCCACUUCAUAAAGUUCUCCAGAGAACCUGUCUAAACCUUCUGGGCUGGUUUGUCCUGGGUUAAACUCCUUUCACACCAAGUCUGAGCUCCAAAAUUAUUAUUAUUACCUUUAUGAUCUGUAGUUUCUUACAGGUCACUAAUUUUAGUUUCUUUAUUCUAAAAUCAAUUUAAAAAAAAAAAACAGUUAAGCUUUAAUGCUGCUGCUGAUUUUUUUUCUCUCUCUCAUGAAACGGACCUUUGACCUUUAGGAUCUCAUACAGGAUCACGUUUGAAUGAUGACACUAAAUUUAAAGUGGCAGUAUGCGAUGUUUAAACCUUUCCACUCAUCCACCAUUUUGUGUCACAUGAGUCCCCCUUAAGGUCUGAUUUAUACUUCUGCGUAAAUAUUUUUUAAUCCAGAGUAAAAGGUCUGUGAGUAUCUGGUGUGAACUCCUCUGGUAAAAUCACAGUCUGUGCUGUGGUGCAUCCAGUAAACACUGAUAACAGUGGGAUUGGGACGACACUGAAACACUCGACUCGGUCAAAACCAGGGCAAAAAACCUUCAGCCUAAGCUCAGGAGUCUGUUCUCUACAGAAUAUUCAAACACGUGUGUUUUUUUUUUUUUUUAAUUUGUAGGGGUAAAAGCACGCUUGUUCUUCUUUCAAGUCUGAAUCGGAGUGAAAUCGGUUCUUGGUUCACGUGCUAUGUGGCAUAUAAUUAAGCAAAAUAAAUAAAUCGUGGUGUGUAGGGGUGAAAACGCCCUCAUAAAAACUCUGAUUUAUUAGAAAUGCUGCGAUAGAAUAAAGUUUAAAUAAAGCUUUAUCACAUGAUCACAAAAACCACUCGAAGACCGAGGACAUGGAACUGGCGCUGAUGAAAUGACCGCUCUGUUCUUGGGCUCCGUUUAAUGGGUGGGAUUUCAGUGCGAUUCACUUCCUGCAGGGAGUUGAUUCAGAGUCGACUCACUUUCUCAUCUGAGUUCACUUGAAAGCAGAUGGACUGCACGCGACCCGCACUCUCUCCAAGCCCAGUGUGAUCACCUGAUCGUGGUUCUUUAGACACACCAAGCUGGAGAACCCACCAGGGCUCUGUUUAAAUACCCAGUAUUCCAGAGCAGAGGUUCCUGUGCAUUGUGUUUUGGUUAAUGCCACACUGCCCCCUAGUGACAGUCUGCGUAUAACACACUCACAGAACCAUCAAUCAGACUGGAAAAGGGGUGGGGCUAAGUGUCUGUGGUUUGGUUUUGGGUGGAGCUAGUUGUGUAAACAAGUCUGUACUGAGAUUGCAGUUUUUGUACAGUAUAGAGAUCUUGCAGUCACGUGACUGGAAAGUACACAACCCCCAUCUUGUCGGUCAAAAACACCGCUGAAUACUGCUGCACUCGUGUACAGAAUGGAUCAAUUUCAACCGACGGACUACACGGCUCAUUUUUCUAAUGAACAGAUAACUAGAUAUAUGUCUAAAAUAAACGAUCUGCAGAUUUGUGACCCUUAUGGCUUUCCGGACGGAGUUUUCACGACCGGAUUUUGAACUGCCAGUGGAAUACCCGGACGUGUAUGAUUACCUCAUUAACUUUCCCUCGCUGUUCAGUGGUGAAGCACUGCGUGCUUAUAAAUCUCUGCACAGUUAUCUUUACAGAAAUUCAGGAUUUGUCAGCGACUCAGAUGUGGCAUCUUGUAAACAAGAAAAUAAUCCUCACUGGAUGGGUAAGUCACUUAAGUAUUGAGUAUAGCACUGACCAGCCGAUUAUAGAAUAGAAUAAGGUAAUUCCAAAUCGUCCGUGUUGUUUACAUGGAUCUGGCGUUGGAGAGGUAGAGGCUUGGCAGUGGAGGUUUGAGUAGCUGUUUUCUGAGCUUAGUCAACAGGCCGGCUCUGUAGCCUCGCUUCAGCUCCCGGCGCCGCCUCCUUCGCUUUGCUUCCAAUAACAAUCCACGGAGACCUCGCUGGUCUCGCCAUCUCGUCCGGAAUGUUUUUUUUUUUUUUCUCAUCCGGAAUGUUGUGCAUGCGAUGGAAAUCGCUACAAACCGUCAUUUUCUGCUGGAAACCAAUGUCCAGUAAGUCCAUACGGUUGUAGUGGAUAUUGAAGUCCGGUACAGACGAACAACACGCAGAAAUACACACAAAAAACAUAAAAACCGUGCACAGGUAGGGAGAGCUUGUAGCCGCAGCCGUUGUAGUAGAAUUGUAUAUAGUAGGGUUUUCCAGAAGAAAAGGUAGAAGUAAAAGCAGAAGUAGAAGGCGGAAUAUGGCGUUUGACCGACACGAUGGCGUCCGUCACAAUCUGGAUCGGUUGUGACGUCACAUGCAAGUGCUCCAUAUAAACCUGUGAUGAAGCUUAAAUCAUUUUCACUUGUUUGCCAGCUAGUGGGCUUUUUUGUCAGAAGAAAAUAAUUUCGGUUUCUUCUCCAGGAUGGGUCUUGGUGUCCCGUAACAGGAUUGUUCAUGAACAGUCGUGUUCAGUCCUGUGCCGUAGACGUAUGAUGCAGUGCCUUAUUUAGUGUGAUCCUGAUGCAAUAGCAGAGUCAUUUCUCACUUUUUUUUUCAAAUUGGAGAAACCUGUACAGGACUUGGUGUGAAAGGUGUUUUUAAAAUAAUAAUAAUAAUAAUAAUAAUAAUAAUUUUUUUUGAACAAAUGAUUUAUGUGAUGUGAACAGGGCCGUGAACAAGUGUCAGUCAUGGAGUGUUUUUUGUUUGUUUGUUUUUAAAGGGCUGCCAAAGACGCUUUUUACUAUUUUGAAACCUUUGCUGUAUUUGAUAACUGUCUCAAACAUGCAGAUUUUUUUUUUUAUUUAAAACAAACAAACAAAAACAACGUGCAACCCGAGAGUAUGAGCCGAUUCUGUUCUCAGAUGAAUUGUGUUUGAGUUUUGAUAAUUCUACAGUUAUUCAUAAUUACACACGUUGUCAACAAUCCUGUAAGAUCUCCUCCUCCUCCUCCUCCUCCUCCAGUAUCUUGGACCGAGGAUGUGUUUAACCUUUCAUCUCUAAUACGCACUCAUUAAUCCAACACACACACACCUCUUGUGUAUUUUAUUUGUAAUCUUUAAUCUGCUUGAAUACGUAUUUCAAAUAGCUGGUAUCUAUUACACAGACUUCUAUCUUUAUACCGUUCAUUCUUAGUUUUAUUUUUUAAUCAGUAACGGUUUUAGAAAGUCCUGCUGCUGGAACAGUGUACUCGAUAUAUUUUUAUAACAAAUGUCUUUUAGAUAUGACGGCACCUCGCUUUCAAGCACAGCCUCUGGAAAGGCAUUUACAUGCAGUAUACACCGCUUUUUAAAGAGUGAUUUCAGUUAUACAGAUUUAUAACGCUUCUUUACAGGACCGAGUGAGAUGAACAGCAGCUCUGCAACACCGUUUCUUUAUUUCACCGCCAUUGUGUUCAACAGUUUUAUCAUCAUGUUUGAUAAUAUUUCACAAACUCUGCCUCCCAGAUGUGUCCUGCUUCUGGAAUAGCCAUUCGCCCGUAUCUCAUUUUAAUAUUUCAUUGUAUUAUUGCAGUACUUUUUUUUUUUUUUUUAAAUCGCAUGUUUUUAAAUAGAAUUUUUCUCCAUGAUUGAUGUAAUUGUAUAAAGAGUGGAAAGAAAAAAAUGUAGCACUAUAUUACAUCCUGGAAAAAACCAACAACAAUCCGAAACAGCAUCUUAACACAGGAUUUGGUCAUUUUCAAUACAGCUGAUAAAGGGAUGUGUGUAGAUCUGCCAAAUUAACACAUUUUGUGUUGGAGCUCUGAAAUCUAACAGGUUAUUAAUCAAAAUACGCCUCAUUUUCCCCCCACCAAUAAAACCUGCAGUGAGCCAAUCAACAUGCCAGUCUUGAAUGAUUGACAGUUGCAUAGUUGCCCCGCCUCCUUCUCCCCAUGACACAUUAGUCAUGUUUCGGCUGGGCCUCGAUUUUCAUGCUUGAGAUGUGCUCUUUCUGUCAAUUUAUGUGUUUUUAAAUUCACAAACAGAACCUUUUUUUUUUUUUUAAACACCGAGAUUCAGCAACCUUUAUGAUCUAAAGAGUCAGUUUUUUCCCAGAAAGAAAAAAACAAUUCUGGCUGGAGCUACAAAAAAAAUAAACUGAGCCCAUUAAAUGCAGGUACCACAACAUAUUUAGUGUAAAUUAGCUUAUCAACGUGACUAAUAUAUCCAAAUGAGCAUUCAUUCAUAUGUUUUUACACACACACACAAGGUGGCGACUCUGAUUACUGAAGAAUUGAUUCUUUCCGUCCGUGAACGGUUCUCAGCACCUCGCAAUCAUCUGAGCUGCACCGAAACCAGCCGCAGUAGAGGAGUUUGGAGAUUUGAUUCCUUAGGACUGUUUUCUAAAAUUUCUCUCUCUCUUAUUCCAUCCAUCCCAGCCAAAUAGUUUCCAGUAAAUGCAGUGUGCAUCUUUCAGUGAUUCAUUUUUCACCGUGUUUGCGAUCUUCUCACUGCAGAUCAGGCACGCCGCUAAGCCAGUAAUCUUGGUCAUGGAAGCAAACGAAUCUGUCCAUGCAUUAUUAAAUUCUCCGUUUUCCUUCCAGACUUUGCUUUUUUCGGCGUUUGAAUCCAUAUCUAGUCUGGGAAACACCCACUCAGCCCCCACUGAACUAGCAGUCGGGCCCCAGGCUGUAAUGUAGUGUAUGAUGCACAUCUGUAAGAAUGACUUCAGGCCAACAACAGCAACGAUGAUAAAAUGUCCAGAUGCUUUUUGACAAAGUCACAGGGAGCCACUGGAGAGGGUCGAAAGAGCCACACGUGACUCGCUGGUCGCUGACCCCUGGUUUAGAAAACAAGAUGUAACAAGUCCUGCUGUUAUCUGCCAUGUCUAACACUCGACAAAUAAUUUAACAGUAAUGAUGAUUAAAACGGCGGUAAGCGCAGCUGUACCCCACCCUACAGCAGGACCACACGUCGUCACUCUGAGUGUUCUGCAGGAGUGAGACCCCACACACUCGGCAGCUCACUGAUGGAAAUCAAAACAAAGGCUUUCCCUUCUGUUAGGGGGCACAAACCGUUUCACUCACCAUCCCGUCCAGUGCUCAGUCACGUUUCUGUAAAAUCAAUAUUAAAGCAGCAGUCUUUAUUCAAACGGGACCGAUUUUAUCUUAAACACACGCUGCCUCAGUGUCGUCCAGACGAAAUGGGAUAAAGUUUAGACCUGAGGGUCGGAACAUGUUCUGGGUUUAGGAACCUGUUAUCGUGUCCCACACUCUGGCGAUGAUGAUGAUCAUGUCCGGUCUGGAUUUCCUCUCCCUGGGGCCGACACUCGCUCAUUUACACUUCUGUAUUCCCGUUUUCCCGACUGCGAGUCGAGUUCGGAAUCUCAAGUGUCUGUAAUUAGUUCUCACUCAGCAUGAGGUGAAAUUCUCUUUUCCUGAUAAUUAGCUCUUACAAAAGGUCAUGAAAGCAGCGUUCUAAUCGUAAAUGAGCUGUGAGAGAGUUUCCAUGGUAAACAUUGACCUUAGUUAUGCAGCGGUUAUCAGUUGAUCGUUAUUUUUUAUUUUUUUAAAAUAAACAGAUUCCAUCAUCACAUUUAAAUCAUUUUAUUAAUUUGUUACACAAAAACUUAACAUUUUUUUUAACUCCUUUUCAUCAACAAAUCCAUAAAUUUAGAUUAACCGUUUUAGGUAGGACAUCCUAUAAAAAGAGGCGGAGUUAGUGCAUGUCUCUGGUGACUAAACUGUAGCGCACUUCAUACUUAAGAGACGCUCUUUCGCCAUUUAGUCAUUUUCGGCUCUUUGCCUUUGUGGGUGUGGCUAAAUGUUAAUGCUAUGACUGCGCUUGGUAAUUAACACCGGAUUGGUGUUGAUCAGCAUCCACAUGUUCAAGUGAAGAAAAUCCAAGUUACCAAAAUGUGUGUAAAGCAGGAGUGAUUUAAAUUUUUUUUUUGAAAAUAUUUACAUACAACCUUUACUAAAAUAUGAAAGAAUUGAUGCUGUUUCUUGCUGCCUUCUGAUGGAGAACAGAUGCUGCUCCAGGUGUGAGUGGGAAUAGUGAUUUGUGUUGUUCACUGGUGAUAAAAAAUAUUGUUUAAAUUUGGGUUAUGGAGUGUAAUGGAUUACUGGCACAUGCUUACUGUAGAGCACCAGAACAAAACCGCUAAAGGGCCUGUUGAAAUAUUAAAAUGUAAAAUAAUCAUAAUUUCAUUAAUAUUUAAAAAUAAUUCAACAUGUAGCGUGAUGUUUCCGAUAUGCCAAAGCGAAUAUUAAUUCCACCAAGGUUUUCUGACUUUCCUGGAUUUUUUUUUUUUUCUGAAGCAAAAACACUUUGAAUUCUUGUGUAAUAUAAAAUGACCAUCGUUACGCAGUGCGUGAUGAAUGACCAGUUUUUAAUCUCUUGAUUUUUACUUAAAACUUCACAUUUAUCUUCAUAUUUAAUAUUCUUUUCGCAUGCCUAGUUCUCAUUUUCUCUAUGUGUUUUGUUUUCUUGAAAAAAGUUGAUCUUUUUUUUUUUUCUUUCUUUUUUUGAGGAACUGUCAGAGGUCAGUUGACUGCCAGAACAGUUUGGGGGGGAAACGUCUAAAUAUUAUCUGGAGGUUUGAGGAAGUUUCAGAAUCAUGUGUACGACGAUGUUUGCGUGUUGUACGUGGUUAAAGCGAUAAAGGGGCUGCGUCCUCGCUUUGUAAGAGCUCUCGAAACAACCAGUGAGAAUAUUAUAGCUAGUUUAUAUGUAACUAUUUACUUAUUUGGCUGGUUUUUUUUUUCUUACAGGUGCCACUUUUUAUAUUCAUUAAACCUGAGAAAAUAAAUAAAGUCUUUUAACAAA